AUGCCGCGCAGACAGAGCACGAUACAGAGGACUCCCCCGCUUCCGGACCUGCAGCACCAGACCCUGCUGACGCUCCAGGCGGCCGACGCCGCGCGGCGGGCGCAGGAGGCUCGAGACGCCGAGCGCGAGCGCCGGCGGCUGGAGCUGGAGAGGGCGCGGGCGGAGCGCCUGGCUGCGAAGCAGGCCGCGGAUGCGGAGGAGGCGCAGGAGCGCGCGGAGGCCGCGCUGCGGAAGCAGCAGGAGGCGGCCGCGCGCCGGAAGCAGCAGCUGGAGGCGGGGAAGGGCGGCGCCGGCCCCAAGAGGAAGGAGGUGGCCCUGGCAUUUGGCGCGGCCCUGCCGCCCGCGACCGCCGACGCCGUGCCGAGACAUGCCUCGCAGGCAGCGGCUCAGCAGGCCAGGCCGGCGCUGCACAAACCCGACAGGGAGAACGAGGGCCCCAAUCCCAGCACGGCGGCGCUACCAGGCGCAGCACCGACUGCCGGCGCCGCGGCGGUGCCUGGCGCCGCGAAACCCCUGAAGAAGAUCCUGUACAACGGGCAGCAGGUACACAGCGAGGCGGGCCCCGCCAAGCUGAGGCUGGCCCCAGCCGCACUGCCUCAGGGUGCGCAGCCGCAUGGUGUGGGGCUGACGGCCGGGGCCAACCUUCAGUCGCAGGGUCUGGCCCCUGCAGCUUCCAGACCCCUGCUCCAGGCUGCCCAAGCGCAGGGCCCACCCCCUGGGUCCAGCACCUCUACGCUGGUCCAGAAGCAGCCGGGGUCACCUGGAGCGGUGCCCCGUGCCAGCAGCGCCGGGUCUCGCCAUAACUACGAGAUCUCACCGUACAAGAGUGACGACAGCUCCGACGACGAGGAGCCUCAGAAGCCGGUGCCUGAAUGGGCGCGCGGCAAGACACACCUGGAUCCAGACCUCAUCUUUCAGCAACAGCACAAGACCUGCUCUCUGGACGAGGUUUUCGACACGUCCAAGAGCAGUGGUCGGAACCUGAACAGACGGACGAGCACAGGCAACUGGGCGGGGGACCGUCUCACAUGGCAAGAGGAGAUGCGAUACAAGAAGGCCAUGGGUUUUGCAUGA
Messenger RNA from Auxenochlorella protothecoides, 1074 nucleotides. RefSeq lists its product as hypothetical. NCBI's taxonomy places the organism in Eukaryota, Viridiplantae, Chlorophyta, Trebouxiophyceae, Chlorellales, Chlorellaceae. The transcript is spliced from 7 exons. Bases 1 to 1074 code for a protein of 357 amino acids. The record is from RefSeq and is a predicted model, not a curated record.